AUGCUCCAGCUCAAGCAUAUGCUCCCUACGUUCCUGAAAUGUGAAGUUAGGAACGGGUUAGACGCUUCUUUCUGGUGGGAUUCUUGGACGAGUCUAGGCCCUUUAAUGGAUUUUGUUGGGCAGUCUGGACCUCGGAUGCUAAGGCUGCGUCUUGAUGCAAAGGUUGGUGAUGCGGUACGUAGUGGGGAGUGGUACCUACCCAACGCGAGAUCUGACAGGGUCCAGGAGCUCCAGAUUCUGCUAACGGCUACUCCUCCUCCAGAGAUAGCUCGUGGAGCGGAUACUUAUCUCUGGCGUAACGCCGCCGGCAACUAUGCUAAGAAAUUCUCCUCACGAGGAACUUGGGAACAGCUGCGGACCCGUUCUGCGCAAGUGCCUUGGUCGAAAAUUGUUUGGUUCCGGGAGGCAAUUCCCAGAGCAUCUUUUAUUAUGUGGCUUGUCUGCUUGGGAAGGCUGCCAACUAGAGACCGUCUGAUUGGAUGGGGAAUGACUGUGCCGGACUUAUGUCCAUUAUGCUUGGCAGCAGCAGAGUCUCACUCCCACCUCUUCUUCAGCUGUACUUUCUCGGAGGCUCUGUGGCAAGCCUUUGCUACUCCGAUGUGUGGACAGAUAGCACCGUCUAAUCUAGCCGACAUCAUCCCUCUGUUUCAGCUGCCUCUGAUCUCUUCCCGGAGUCAGGUCCAAGUUUGUAUGAAGCUUCUUCUCCAGGUUGUUAGCUACUCUUUGUGGAGGGAGCGGAACGCUCGCAUCUUCACUGCGAUUUCAACUCCUUUACAUGCGCUCAAACGCAUGGUCGAUCGAACUCUGCGGGACAGACUCCUAUCUUUCCCUGCUACGGAUUCCCAUCCUUCUCUCCUAGAAUUUUAUUUUGGUUGUAUGUCUCAUCCGAUAUGA
Microthlaspi erraticum is the source of this 894-nucleotide messenger RNA. The record is from the annotation of a GenBank genome assembly. NCBI's taxonomy places the organism in Eukaryota, Viridiplantae, Streptophyta, Magnoliopsida, Brassicales, Brassicaceae.